AGCUAAUCAAUCAAACAUCGAAACUCACUCAAUCAUCCAUGGCCACUGCUUCUACUGCCAAAUUCUUCACUGAUUUUUGGUCUUCAAGGGCUCAUCCAAUCAUCUUCUCUCCCAUCUCCAAACCCUCCCAUUUUCAAUCUUACAGCCUUACAGAUAAUGUUUCACUUCAAAAGAACCACAUCUCCUCCAAUUCUCCACUGCUAGUAAAAGCUCAAGCUUCCAUCAAUGGAAAAACACAACCCAUGGUUCCUCCUUACAAUGUUCUCAUAACUGGCUCAAGCAAAGGAAUAGGGUACGCCUUGGCGAAAAACCUUCUGAUAGCUGGUGACAAUGUCAUAAUUUGUUCGAGAUCUGCCGAACGGGUGGAAUCCGCUGUUAAGAGCCUUAGAGAAGAAUAUGGGGAACGUGUGUGGGGUACUCAGUGUGACGUUAGAGUGGCAGAGGAUGUGAAGAAUUUAGUUUUAUUCGCUCAAAAGAACCUGGGAUACAUUGACAUAUGGAUUAAUAAUGCAGGAUCCAAUGCAUAUAGUUAUAAACCACUGGCAGAAGCAUCAGAUGAAGAUCUCAUUGAAGUUGUUUCUACAAACACCCUUGGGUUGAUGAUUUGUUGUCGAGAGGCCAUCAAGAUGAUGUUGCAACAGUCUCGAGGUGGUCAUAUUUUCAACAUUGAUGGAGCUGGUUCAGAUGGAAGACCAACCCCUAGGUUUGCUGCAUAUGGUGCAACCAAACGUAGCGUGGUGCAUUUUACAAAAUCGCUGCAGGCUGAACUGAAGAUGCAAGAUGUUAAAAAUGUCGUAGUACAUAAUCUAUCGCCGGGAAUGGUGACAACCGAUCUUCUAAUGUCUGGUGCAACCACAAAGCAGGCCAAGUUUUUCAUCAAUGUUUUAGCAGAACCAGCUGAAGUGGUUGCGGACUACCUUGUGCCGAACAUCAGGUCGAUCCCGGCAAGUGGAUCGUGGAAGCCAACUUAUAUCCGGUUCCUCACUGGUUUGAAAGCGUACUCCCAGAUAUUUUCAAGACUAGCAUUUGGUACUAGACGUAACCGAUAUGUGCUUGAAGAUUGAAGAACAACCGAACUGUAAAGUUCCUAAAUCUGUAACAUCCCACCAAAAUUUUUAUGUCAAAAUUAGUGUGUUUUUAGGAGAAUAUUCCCAGAAUUCAUAUCCAAAUGGCUUUUGAUUCAUUAGCAAGCA
Messenger RNA from Hibiscus syriacus, 1193 nucleotides. Its product is annotated as chlorophyll(ide) b reductase NOL, chloroplastic-like. Bases 39 to 1064 code for a protein of 341 amino acids. Gene Ontology annotation, molecular function: oxidoreductase activity. The transcript has 13 exons. Lineage: Eukaryota; Viridiplantae; Streptophyta; Magnoliopsida; Malvales; Malvaceae. The record is from RefSeq and is a predicted model, not a curated record.